This is a messenger RNA of Maylandia zebra (zebra mbuna), 1712 nucleotides long. The record is from RefSeq and is a predicted model, not a curated record. NCBI's taxonomy places the organism in Eukaryota, Metazoa, Chordata, Actinopteri, Cichliformes, Cichlidae.
CCAACCUUGUGUCAUUGGUUUUGUCCGUUGCUUGAGAGUUUUCCCGCGCUACCCUCGGUGUAAAACAACACAGUGAGCUGUCACAGUGUAGCUAGCGUCUUGACAAUAUUUUACCGUAUCUUUACAUCCAAAGCUAAUUUUUGCUACCAUAUUAUGCCAUCAUCAGACUAUGAUCCGGCUUCUCUGCCGGACCUUUUACCGCUGUACUACCGGCGGCUUUUCCCAUUCUCCCAGUAUUACCGCUGGCUGAGCUACGGAGGAGUGCAGAAAAACUACUUUCAAAAUCGCGAGUUCUCGUUUACCCUGAAAGAUGACAUCUAUGUACGCUACCAGUCGUUCAGCAUGCAGAAUGAGCUGGAGAAAGAAAUGCAGAAGAUGAACCCCUACAAGAUCGACGUGGGAGCAGUGUACAGCCACAGGCCAAGUCAACACAACACUGUGAAGUCGGGGACCUUCCAGGCUCUGGAGAAGGAGCUUGUGUUUGAUAUCGAUAUGACAGAUUAUGAUGACGUCCGAAGCUGCUGCAGUGCUGCUGACAUCUGCUCCAAGUGCUGGACCUUAAUGACCAUCGCCAUCCGUAUCCUGGAUAGAGCUCUUCAAGAUGACUUUGGUUUCCAGCACCGUCUGUGGGUUUAUUCUGGCAGAAGAGGAGUACAUUGUUGGGUGUGUGAUGAAGCUGCCCGGAAACUGUCUGUAGCAGCACGCUCUGCUGUGACAGAAUACCUCAGCCUGGUCAAGGGUGGUGAUGAAACCAUAAAGAAAGUAGUGCUGACUGAACCAAUUCACCCUUUUAUCAGCAAGUCUCUGGAAGUGGUAAAGGAAUACUUUAGCCGAUAUGCACUACAUGACCAGGACCUGAUGGGAAGCAAGGAGUCUGUAGAAAAAGUGCUGGCACUCGUUCCUGAGGAUGCCAGAAGCUACCUACAGCAGGAGUUCGAAAAGGAGAAGAAGCCUGAGAAACGUUGGAAACUGAUUAAGGAAGAGGCUUUAAGGAAACAGAGCACUGCAAAGAAGGGCCAGUACUUUGAAAACGAAAUCAUGCUGCAGUAUUGUUACCCACGGCUCGACGCCAACGUCAGCAAAGGUGUGAACCAUCUGCUGAAGAGUCCUUUCAGUGUACACCCCAAAACAGGCCGCAUUUCUGUUCCCAUAGAUGUCAGUGAAUUAGACAAAUUUGAUCCCUUUUCUGUGCCCACGAUCAGUCUGAUCUGUGAGGAGUUGGAUCGGCCCAGGCCAGGCGAAGAGAAAGAGAAAUUGGAGGAUGCGAAGGAGAAGGCAGACGAGAAAGAUGCAAUAGAGAAGCGCAAGAGCAGAGAUUACAAAAGAACCAGCCUGGCGAAGUACAUAAAAUACUUUGACCAGUUUCUGGAUGGAAUGGCUCGUUCAUGGAAAGGAGAGCGUCUCAGAAACAGUGAUCUUCAGAAAGAAUUCUGAACUGGAUCAUCAGAAGGUGACACCUCAGAACAACGUCCUGUUGGCUAAUGUUGCUAAUUAUGCUUUGUGGUGUUUUUGGUGCCAUUUUUCUACUACACAUUAAUUUCGCCAGAAUCUGUUUUAUUAUGCUUUGUAAUAAAAGACUCGCUGAUAAAACAUUUAAUAAAAUGCUUAAUAAAUCCCUGAUUUUUUACCAUAAAAUUUCACAGUAAAGUUUUAUUUGUCUAAUUGUUGGCUGUAUUUGUGAUGAAUAAAUUCAGUAUUUCUACUCUUGCAAA